This is a messenger RNA of Aspergillus wentii DTO 134E9, 970 nucleotides long. RefSeq lists its product as uncharacterized. The record is from RefSeq and is a predicted model, not a curated record. Lineage: Eukaryota; Fungi; Ascomycota; Eurotiomycetes; Eurotiales; Aspergillaceae. The transcript has 3 exons. Bases 232 to 780 code for a protein of 182 amino acids.
AUCCCGUCUUGCUUGGCCUCGCGGGGUGAAUGAUACUUUAUUGGUUUAUGAUCAAGAUCGACAUGUAUACGGGUUUCUUUAAAUAUUACAUGACUGCGUCACUUGUUGCAGGUGAUCUUGGAGGCUGUGAGGGACGCUCUGUAUAAAGAAGGACACCUCGCUUUUGCGUCUCACAUUCUAUGCAUAAUGAACGUAUUUUGUGCUCCUUGUGAUUGCAAGAGAUAAUUCACGAUGGAUAAAACAGACCAACCAACUACGAGUCAAAGCGAGCCGUUCAACAGUAGACGAACAACAACUCGAACUGCGCCUCCACUCCCCAAUCAAGGCGAUCCUGCCCCUCCGCCAUACCAAAAGACAGACCCAAAGAUAACCGAUAAAAUAGACGAUAUAACACCAACACCACCCCGCGUUGCAACGCCAGGCCCAUCGCGAAGACCUCCAGCACGAGCCCAACCAAGGGCAGCGAGACCUCAAUAUGCCAUACCAAGGCAACAGACUACGCCUCUGUAUUGUCUUAGCAGCGAGAGACCCCAGCUGAUAGAAUGUCCGUGGUGCGACCGCAUAGCAGUAACUCAAGUCAUCCUAGAAAGCUCGAGCGAUACAAGGGCUGCUGGUGCUUUCUGCUGUUUAUGCUGUGGAGUGAGCGGUGCGCUGAUUCCAUCUUUGGUGAAAUGGCACCCGGAUAUCACCCAUAUCUGCUCAAAGUGCCAUAGAACCGUUGCUUAUAAACCAAAUGAUGGCGGCGUUAACGUCAGGCAGCCUUUCAGGUCCCGGAGAUGAGUCGGAAGGCAUCAUAAUUAGGCUACCAGAGGCUUAGGUGUUGACUUGAAUAUUAGGUAGUGUUAUUAUCGAUGUCUGUCAUUUCGUCCUGGAAAUACUAUUUGCCUUGAUUGUAUAUACAUGAUGAUUCAUGAAACUUGAAUAAUAUAUCCUGCCAUACAGCAUAGAACCUUGUCAAAGGCAUGGACCG